Messenger RNA from Prunus avium (sweet cherry), 2965 nucleotides. NCBI's taxonomy places the organism in Eukaryota, Viridiplantae, Streptophyta, Magnoliopsida, Rosales, Rosaceae. The record is from RefSeq and is a predicted model, not a curated record.
GAGAAAAUACUACUGGGAUUGGAUUGGACAGUAUUAGGCAGUACCUGUCCCACUGAGAUUGCUGAGCUAUUCGUCAUCAAUAGAUUACCCAAUUUCACAUGCUCUGUUCUUUUCUGUCCGUCUCCCUCACACACAUUCAUACAUAAAAGGCCAUUGAGCUUCAUUCAUAGCUAGCUAGCUCUCUGAAGAAGAUGAAGCUGCCAUGGCUACUGUUUUCGCUGUUACUGAGCUUGACAUUGUGGUCGGCAAUGGCGAUGGCAAGUAACGUGAGCUACGACAGUCGGUCUCUGAUAAUCGAUGGCCAGCGGAAGCUACUCAUUUCUGCUGCCAUUCACUACCCUCGCAGUGUCCCAGGGAUGUGGCCGAAUCUAGUUCAAACGGCAAAAGAAGGAGGGGUGGAUGUGAUUGAGACAUAUGUCUUUUGGAAUGGUCAUGAACCAUCUCCAGGCAAUUAUUAUUUUGGGGGACGAUAUGAUCUGGUGAAGUUUGUGAAGAUCGUCGAGCAGGCUGGGAUGUACUUGAUUCUUCGAAUUGGCCCAUUUGUUGCCGCAGAAUGGUACUUUGGAGGAGUACCCGUUUGGCUGCAUUAUGUGCCUGGCACUGUAUUUCGAACUGAAAAUGAGCCCUUUAAGUUUCAGUAUCAUAUGCAGAAGUUCACAGCAUUCAUAGUUAACCUUAUGAAACAGGAGAAGCUUUUUGCAUCACAAGGAGGUCCCAUUAUCUUGGCACAGAUAGAAAAUGAGUAUGGAUACUAUGAAAAAGACUAUGGAGAUGGGGGUAAACAAUAUGCCAUGUGGGCUGCUAGCAUGGCUGUUUCUCAGAAUAUAGGCGUGCCUUGGAUCAUGUGCCAACAAUUUGAUGCUCCAGAGUCUGUGAUAAAUACUUGUAACUCGUUCUACUGUGAUCAAUUUACACCUAUCUAUCCGAACAAACCUAAAAUUUGGACAGAGAAUUGGCCUGGCUGGUUUCAAACAUUUGGCGCCAGAAAUCCUCACAGGCCAGCUGAAGAUAUUGCUUAUUCUGUAGCUCGCUUUUUCCAAAAAGGAGGCAGUGUUCAAAAUUACUACAUGUAUCAUGGAGGAACCAAUUUUGGUCGCACUUCAGGUGGACCAUUCAUUACCACGAGUUAUGACUAUGAGGCACCAAUUGAUGAAUAUGGAUUACCUAGGCUUCCAAAAUGGGGCCACCUUAAGCAACUUCACAGAGCCAUUAAGUUAUGUGAGCAUAUCAUGCUCAAUGGUGAGCGAAUUAAUGUUUCACUGGGUCCUUCCCAAGAGGCUGAUGUGUAUACUGACUCUUCUGGAGCAUGUGCUGCCUUUAUAGCUAACAUGGACGACAAAAAUGACAAGACAGUAGAAUUUCGAAAUGUGUCAUAUCAUCUGCCAGCAUGGUCAGUUAGCAUACUGCCUGACUGCAAAAAUGCAGUAUUUAAUACCGCAAAGGUUGGAUACCAGAGCUCUGUAGUUGAAAUGCUACCUGAGAGUUUGCAGCCAUCAGUGGUAUCACCUGACAAAAGCUUUAAAGAUCUCAAAUGGGAUGUAUUUGUGGAGAAACCUGGAAUUUGGGCUGAAGCUGACUUCGUUAAAAAUGGCUUGGUGGAUCACAUCAACACCACAAAAUUUACCACCGACUAUCUAUGGUACACAACAAGCAUAUUUGUUGGUGAAACUGAAGCAUUUCUAAAGAAUGGUAGCUCGCCAGUUCUUCUAAUUGAAUCAAAGGGUCAUGCUCUCCAUGCUUUUGUGAAUCAAGAACUCCAAGCUAGUGCAUCUGGAAAUGGGACGCACCCACCCUUCAAAUUAAAAACUCCUAUCUCUCUGAAGGCAGGAAAGAAUGAAAUUGCUCUGCUAAGCAUGACAGUUGGUUUGCAGAAUGCAGGAUCAUUUUAUGAAUGGGUAGGGGCAGGGCUAACCAGUGUCAACAUUACAGGGUUCAACAAUGGGACAAUAGAUUUGUCUGCGUAUAAUUGGACCUACAAGAUUGGAUUGCAAGGAGAACACCUAGGACUUUACAAGGGAGACGGUUUAGGUAAUGCAAAUUGGGUUUUGACCUCAGAACCACCAAGGAAACAACCUUUGACGUGGUAUAAGGUUAAUGUGGACCCUCCGCCAGGUGAUGAACCUAUUGGGCUCGAUAUGAUUGACAUGGGAAAAGGUCUAGCUUGGUUAAAUGGAGAAGAAAUUGGAAGAUACUGGCCUAGGAAGAGCCCUAAUCAUGGAUGUGUUAAAGAAUGCAAUUACAGAGGCAAAUUUGAUCCAGACAAAUGCAACACAGGAUGUGGAGGACCAACACAAAGAUGGUACCAUGUUCCACGGUCUUGGUUCAAGCAAUCUGGAAAUGUGCUGGUGAUAUUCGAGGAGAAAGGUGGAGAUCCACUGAAAAUUAAAUUCUCGAGACGGAAGAUCACAGGUGUAUGUGCCAUUGUUGCAGAGAAUUACCCCUCUAUUGACCUUGAAUCUUGGCCUGAGGGAAAUGGAAGUAACAAUACCAUUGCAACAGUCCAUUUGAGGUGCCCUGAGGGGACACAUAUUUCGACUGUAAACUUUGCCAGCUUCGGGAAUCCUACAGGCUCCUGUGGAUCCUACACCCAGGGUAACUGUCAUGAUCCUAACUCCACUUCUGUGGUUGAAAAGGUCUGCUUAAAUCAAAACAAAUGUGCCAUAGAAUUAACAGAAGAGAAGUUUAAUGAGGAUUUGUGUCCCAGUGUACCAAAGAAGCUUGCAGUUGAAGCAGUGUGCAGCUGAAAUGUGGGUUUUUAUUCAAGAGCAGUUUCAGUAUAGACGGCCUGCUUCACUGAAUACAAGAGAAGGGUACCUAUCUUUAUUUGUUUCUCUUUCUUCUUGCUAUAGAAGAAUGUAGCGGGAAGAUGUUUAUUUAAAGAGGUAUUGUCUGCUAUGUGGCUUGCCCUUUUGGAAGAAGUUUAUUUAUUAUUUGUUUUACUUAAUUAAUUUUUCAUUUUUACUUC